Molecule: messenger RNA, 768 nt
Organism: Acanthoscelides obtectus
Lineage: Eukaryota; Metazoa; Arthropoda; Insecta; Coleoptera; Chrysomelidae
Source: the annotation of a GenBank genome assembly
CGAGUUUGUCAUUGUCAUGUGUACAAAUCUACAAAUUCCUGAAAGAUUUUUGAUUUUCCAAAAAGUUUGAUUAUACUAUUUAAUAAUUAGAAAAAUUGCACAAAGAAGAAAAAUGUCAGAAAUUUCAGCUCAGCCCAGGAGGGGCAUGCAAGAAAUUGACCUAACUCAACUCAGCUUACAACAAAUUAUCGGUUUAAAACAACAGUUGGAAGGCGUGAGUAAACCUAAUUCCCUUGUUUUAUUUCGUUUUCUGACCAUAAAAUAUGAUUCUAUCCCAACAAAAUAUUCCAGACUGCAAAUACAUAUUUUGGAGUUGCAACUAAUGCAAGAAUCAAUGGCAUCUUUAAAAGUUGCUCAAUUGAGAUACCAAGGUUCAGGUGAUAUCAUGGAGAAAAUUACACCAGAAACUGAAGGGCAAGAAAUUUUAGUUCCACUUACGGCAUCUGUAUCCUUUUAAACAACAAAGAUUAGAAUGCUUACAAGAGCCCAUGGUUAUAUUGUUCUCUAAAGGACAUUGCUGGAGCAAAAGAUUACUUCCAGCGCAAAGUGAAGUUUGUCACAGAGCAGAUGGAAAAAGUUCAGGCCAUUUUAAUUGAAAAGAAAAAAAUCAGUGACGCAAUCAUGGAUGUGACAGAGAUGAAAAUAGCCCAACAACAGCAGGCACUACAAAGUCAAGCUUCAUAAUCAGGGAAAGUGUGAAGUAUCUGAAUACUAUUUAUAUUUACCUUUAAUUAAAUAUAAAACUAUUAUGUCUAUUAUUCUCUUAUA